AUGGGUGUGCAAAAGAAGACUCGCAAGUUUGCGCAGAUGAAGCGCACCAUCAAAGCCCACGAUGAGCGACUCAAGAAGGCGGCCACCAAGAAAGAGACUCCCAAGGAGGACCAACUGACUCGCCAAAUCACCCAAGCUCCCUCGAACAUGUUCUUCGCCGCAAACACUGCCCUCGGCCCUCCCUACCAUGUGCUGGUCGAUACCAACUUUGUUUCCCACGCUAUCCGAGCCAAGCAGGACAUGCUUACGUCGAUGAUGGAUCUGCUGUAUGCGAAGUGUAUCCCGACUUUCUCCGACUGCACGAUUGCGGAAUUGGAAAAGCUGGGUGACAAGUACCGCCUGGCACUUCGGGUUGCCAAAGACCCUCGCUGGGCUCGGCUCAAGUGCUCUCACAAGGGCACGUAUGCCGAUGACUGUAUCGUGGAUCGGGUAACGAAGCAUAGAAUCUACAUUGUGGCGACCAACGAUCAAGACCUGUGCCGCCGGCUGCGGAAGAUUCCUGCCGGCAUCCUCGGCCUAACCACAGCCCUACACCUGCAAUCCCACCUCCCCGCAACCCAAACCAUCCUCCUAGUCGCACGGGACUUCUCCCACGGCCCCGAAUCCCUAAACUACGCCUCCGCCUGGGCAGGCGCCCACUUCCGCCCCAUCCCCACCUCCAACCCCCAACUCACUCAAGAGGGAACCCAAGCCCAACGAACCUACACUUACUUCACGCGCCUCGCAGCCCAAGAACCCGGCUCGGGGGUGCAAUCCCUCCCCGGGAUCGAAUACCUCGAGUCCCCACCAGCAGAGUACCUCAACGCCGAGAACAUCCAAACGGCGUACGGGUAUCUAGAUGGGUUCCAACAACUCCAGGGGGAGGAACUCCCCGAGGGAGUGAAAUGGGGAGUCAAGUAUAGCACAUUUGCGGUGAAUCCGCCGGUUUACUGUGCUUGGUUGCUGAGACAGUUUGUUUUGAGGGGUGGGGAGACGAUGGAAUAUAGCGUUGUGGAUUUGAGGGAGGGGUUUUAUCUUGCGGAGGAUGUGAGGACGGUGGUUAAUUGUACGGGGUUGGGGAUGGGGGUGAUGAGGGGGUUUUUGUUAUUAGGGGUGAGACAAACGUGCCUCGUGAGAAACCCCUGCUCGGUGACUAUUACUCGACAGAAUGGUGAUGGCUCGUGGUCGUUUUGUAUUCCCCGUCCGCUGGGUGGUGGCACGAUUGUUGGGGGCACGAAAGAACCGCAUAAUUGGGAUCCGAACCCGUCGUUGGAGACACGGGCUAAAUUACUGGACAAUGCUGCGAAGUGGUUUCCCUUUGAGGAGGGGAGUGAAGGGAAGUUUGAUGUGAUUCGGGAUAUUGUUGGUCGACGACCUGCCCGGGAGGGCGGCAUGAGGAUCGAAGCAGAGAAGUUGAGCGAUGGCCGGGGAGUUAUCGUUCAUGCGUAUGGGGCUGGAGGGCGUGGGUUUGAGCUGUCCUGGGGGAUAGCAGAGGAUGUGUUCAACCUGAUGAGGGAGAAUGGAUUGGUGAAGGAAAAAGCCUCGCUGUAG
Messenger RNA from Aspergillus sclerotioniger CBS 115572, 1530 nucleotides. Its product is annotated as Fcf1-domain-containing protein. The record is from RefSeq and is a predicted model, not a curated record. Gene Ontology annotation, molecular function: D-amino-acid oxidase activity; FAD binding. Bases 1 to 1530 code for a protein of 509 amino acids. Lineage: Eukaryota; Fungi; Ascomycota; Eurotiomycetes; Eurotiales; Aspergillaceae. The transcript is spliced from 6 exons. Gene Ontology annotation, cellular component: small-subunit processome.